CGUCUGAGUUUUUUCAACUUGACACCUGAAACUUGUGCAGCUCCAUUCCACGUCAAGCAGCUGCAGCUCAACAGCGUCUGUCGUCUCACUCACAGAGGGGGAAACCUGCGGACGAACACGGCAACACAACUUUAAAUUGAUGGCUUUACUCAGCUUGCUUUUGGGGUUAUUUGUCUUCGUUUUGGAACCAGUCGAGGCAGAGACAACACAAAGCACCCUAGACCCUCUGGAUGCUUCUUUUUGUCACGGCGGGCUGGAAGUGAUCUAUCCAGAACUGGACGUUGACAAAUGCCUUAUGAUUCCAAAGAACCACAAAUUCAGAGAGAAAAUCAGCACUGUUUGGAAAGCCCCGCAGAUCUACUUCUCUGGAGCAGAGAAGAAAAAGACGUACGUCCUGGUGAUGGUUGAUCCUGAUGCUCCCAGACGCUCCCAGCACCCUGCUUACUGGAGGCACUGGUUGCUUGUGAACAUAAAGGGCUACUCACUGGAGAAAGGAGAAAUGCAAGGCAUGACUCUUACUGAUUACCAUCCACCGACGCCGCCGCAGAAGACUGGUUUCCACCGUUACCAGUUCAUGUUAUUUGAGCAGCCUCCUCACACAAAGAUAUCACUCACUGAAGAGGAGUCUUCCCGUGGUAAAUGGGAUUUUCAGGCCUUCGUCGAAAGGUUUACGCUUGGGGAACCAGUGGCUGCCUUGCAGUUUCUCACCCAGAACUACAAGGACUAAAGGAUGCUCAAAUACUUCUAUCAGAAUAAGAAUACAACAGUACAAUUAUACAAACUAAACUAUUUCUUCAUUUGUAUUGUUUCCCUGCUUUCCAUGCAUUAAACAGUAGAAAUUCUUCAAAGCUUGCACCAGCUUCUAUCUUAUCGUUGAGUUCAAGAGAUAUUUCCUCUCUGUGUUGCUCUAGCUGAAGGGUUUUUGAUGUCGCCCCGUAUCUCUGGUCUCGUGGUUGGGAGCAAAGGAUUCGGGAGAUAGAUUUCAACUUCACUGGGGAUUUCUUAAUAGUUUCCGAACACAGACGACAAGAGAAGGAAGACGGCCCUGAUAUCACAACUUAGUGUGGAAAGAGUUAUUCUAAUUCAGGGGCCGGAAACACGUCAGGGCCAAAAAAAGGAAGUGGGAGGUGAAACUAAGACCGCAGCUCAGCCGGAUGCUGCAGUGGAACUUGAACUAAAAUACUCUAGAGUGACAGGACAAGGGGGAGGGGCUGUCAGGCCUGUCAUGCACCAAGUUAAGGGAACUUGCUGUUUGUGUCAUUGUUUAUCAUAUUUCCAUUGACCACUCUCACCCCGACUGGAAAAAAUGAGCUGCUUUCAGGUAUCUGGUUUAUCUGAAGAAGCAGCUGCUGAGUUUUCGAUGUGUCCUUCAGUAUAACUUCAGGACAAUGAACCCGUUUUGAACUUGAGAGAGUUGCAUAAGAGCCUCACCUGGCAGGUCUGCAGAGGAUGGUGUGGGUAAACUUUUCAACCCAUCCACACUAAAAUGCUCUACAGACUUUACAGGUCUUUGUAGAGGAUGGGUCAGACUCCCGUCCCCCACCCCCAUGAAGAAUAUUGGUUUCUAACCAGCAACUCUCCUCCCGGGAGUGUUUGUAUCAAUACCCCAGAUGUCUGAAAAAGGGUGGAUUUACAUGAGUGACUUUGAUGUUCUGAUGAUCAAUCUUUAGUUGGUGGUUUCAUUGACCCUGGUUUGGUGUCUCAUCAGUGGGAUAGGCAGGAGCAGGUAAAGGAGGCUUUUGUGCCUUUGGUGGAUAAGCCAGCCUUGGUAACCCCCAAUGUGCCCUCUCCAUGAACUCUGGAAGAUCAUUGAUCAAUUGUCCAGCAUGUGCUUUGUUUGCCUCCCAGACUCAGCAGUCAAAGCACCCAAGUUCACAAACAAAACAACCAAAACAAUACACACGGGCCCACAGUAAGCGAGAGAACCCACUGCUUUUGAACGCACACUAAGUACCCAUCGGUUCGAGCGCUGCUCCUGACCUUGAUUUGCUCGUCUUAUUUGACUUAUAAAAUCACAUUUCUAACAACUGGCAAGUGGAGGAUAAUUCCACACUCAUUGUGAAGCAUGCCAAGUAGGAGAGCAUUCUUCCAAAAAACACCUACUUGAAUCCAUCAGUACAAGACUGAAAUGCCAAGAUGUGCACUUCCAAAUGCACUGUGCAUUUUUCCUUCUCCUUUAUGUUUUAGAGAUAUCCUGCCAAACCAGCUGGGUUUUGCCAUUCAGUUUCCUCGAACGUGUUUAUUUUUACUCCAAAUGUCAAGAGUUAAAUGCUAUGAUUAAUAAAAAUUGACAGUUAUAGUUCAGUGCUGGAGAGUAUAUAAGCUUCUCACUUUCCCUGAUGAUGUGAAUAAGGCUUUCAAGAUUUUCUUUACUGAAGUCAAUAUUACCGUAGUUUAUCAUUUUUAUAAUCAGAUCAGUUGUCUCAUUGGCAAAAAGUGAGAUAAUGCAAGAUAAUGCUAAGAAUUAUUUCACCAGAGAAUUUCUGAGUUACUGCUUGUUGAGAGUUGUGCUAAAAUGAAUUUAAGAGGAACAUCUGAUCAGUUAAUAUUCAUACAGUUUAUAUUUCCAUAUCUAACUGCACAUGGUGGAUGCAGUUUGAAUUCCUCAGGAGAUUUGAGUCCUGUCUCAGAGUGAAAUUUUUCUUUCAUUCAUCCAUGUUUCUGGGUAACUGAAUCUUUUUUUUAAAUUUUAUCUAAGCACAUAUUUUCAUCUCAUCAUAUAAAACCCCAUAAAGAAGGUGACCUUUGACAUGUCUUCUGGUGAAACUAUUGGAAAGUUGCAACAAAUGUGUGCAUUUUGCAUUCAUUAAACUCUACUAGCAUUUGUGGUUAUACAAAUCUAAUUAAUAAUUUUGUGCCUAAAUAAAUACCACACAGAACAUUGCACUGCUAUGCUAUGUGUGUACUCCUGCUGAACCCCUACAUAUACAUCUGAUGCACAAAGUUUGCAGCUGCUGGACAAAACUCAACACUGUCAAACAAUAAUUUAACAAGCUACUAGUCCAAUUGUAAGUCCAGGGUUGUCCUUCUACACCCAUUUAGUCUUGUGGACUUCUAGCCUCUUUAGAAACCACCUCUCCUCCUAAGAUCUUUGAUACAUGUGGGUGACCUGCACCUGUACCAUUUCAGCACCUGAUUCAUACAGUGAUUUGCAAAUGUAUUCCUACUUUUCCAAUUUUUUUCAUGUCAGAACUACAGUACAAAGUUUAAUGUUUGUCAGUGGAGUUUUAAAGAGGACGUAGUUUGUAACUUUUGAAGUGGAGGGAACAUGAUACAAGGUUUUAAAAAUUCUUGUUGUGUAAAAAUUGAAAACUGUUCAUUUGUGUUCAGCCCCCCUGAGCCAAUAUAUUGUAGAAACCUUUGUUGCAAUCACAGCAGGAAGUCUUUUGGGAUUUAUCUCAACCAGCUUUCCAUCUGUGAAUGUUAAAUGUUCUUUAAUUAUUAUUAUUUAUUCCUCUAAAGCAUUCAAAGAUAGCUCUGUCUUCUUUUGGGUCAUUGUCCUCCUGGAAGGUGAACCUUUUGAACUAGUCUCCGGUCUUUUGUAGCCUCUAACAGGUUUGCUUCCAGAAUUUCCCUGUUUCUCUUCCAUCCAUCUUCCUAUCAACUCUGUCCAGUUUCACUAUUCCUGCUUAAGAAAAGCAUCUUUAUUGUAUCAUUAUGGCCCAUAUGCCCUAUUCCUUGGUCUUAAUGAUUCUGUUUGUUCAAUAAUGUUCUAGCUGAUGAAGUAGGCUGUCAGCUGUGUUGAGACUAAGCUUGAAUUACAAUCAAAUUGACUCUAUUUACUAUAUAAAUGUGUUUUUGAGGUCAUUGUUAAUACUUUCAUUUUAUUUCAAGGAAUCAGAAUAGAGUGGGUGGAACACAGCAAAAAACCUGAAUCAUUGUCUAUAACUAUACACUUUACUGUGAUGUAAGAAAAUGUGGAAGAGUUCAAUGGGUAUAAUUACUGUUUCAAAUCACUGUAUACGUACAUCUAAACAAAUAAAAUAUCAUGGAAAAAAUGUCA
Xiphophorus hellerii (green swordtail) is the source of this 4003-nucleotide messenger RNA. RefSeq names its product phosphatidylethanolamine binding protein 4 (gene pebp4). The transcript has 7 exons. The record is from RefSeq and is a predicted model, not a curated record. Bases 140 to 727 code for a protein of 195 amino acids. Lineage: Eukaryota; Metazoa; Chordata; Actinopteri; Cyprinodontiformes; Poeciliidae.